GAAGGCACUAACAGUGAACCCUACACUGUCCCAUAGUGUCCUCCCGAGAUUAUUGACCCCGAGGCACAAAAGACCACAUUGCUUGUCAUAAGGUAGAAGUUUUCUGCAAGGAACUCUUCGGGACUACCUGAGUUAAUUUGAGACAACGGGCACUUCUCUCCAGUAGUCUGCUCUCCCAACUCUGUACGGAAUGUCUUUACCAUCACGUGACCUAUCACAAACGCUCCCCCCUCACGCGCUGAAUCGACUGGCUAAGGAAUGGCUGAUGGAAGAUACACCGAACUUUGACCUGGCAGGAUUGUGCGUGGGGUCACAGGAAGUGAAGGCCCACUUGUUGUGCAAAUCCCCAGGCACUGUACUGGCGGGCUGCCCAUUCUUCAGUGCAGUCUUCACAGAGCUGGGAUGCACUGUAGAGUGGACCUACGCAGAGGGCCAGAUACUGGGCCCAGACCCAGUGACCCUCACAGCAGUGGUGACCGGCCCAGCCAGGUGUGUCCUGCUGGGGGAGAGACCGGCGCUGAACUGCAUGGCACGGGCCUCCGGCAUUGCCACCCGCUGCGCUCAGCUACAGGGCCUGGCCCAGACCGCCGGGUGGCACGGGCAGGUGGCGGGCACUCGUAAGACCACGCCAGGCUUCCGGCUGGUGGAGAAGUACAGCAUGCUGGUGGGAGGCGUGUCCACACACCGGCACGACCUGAGCAGCAUGGUGAUGCUGAAGGACAACCACGUGUGGGCCGUCGGAAGCAUCACACAGGCAGUUGCGGAUGCGCGGUCAGUGUGUGGCUUCAGCACCAAAAUUGAGGUGGAGUGCCGGAGCCAGGAGGAGGGGAGGGAGGCCGCUGUGGCCGGAGCGGAGAUCAUCAUGCUGGACAACUUCAAGCCAGAGGACUUGCUUGCCACGGCCCGGGCUCUGAAGCAGGACUUCCCUGGCGUGAUCAUCGAGGCCAGCGGAGGGGUGACGCCCGAGACCCUGCCUCAGUACUUCUCUCCACACGUGGACGUGGUCUCGCUGGGCUGCCUGACCCAAGGGUGCCCCAUCUCAGACUUCUCCCUCAAGGUGCAGCGCCCCGAGACCCAGACGGGGCGCUGAUGUAUUGGUUGUAGAACCAUCCUAGGAGUGGACAGCAGGGGGGGGGGAUGUCGGCUGGAUUCAUUCCUGUUAGCUUCCUGUCACUGAAUGUUUUAGGAGAGCUUAACUAAUGCCCAUAUGUGUUUGGAUUCCUGAUGUUAAAGAGGAACUCCGGUAUAUUUUCACCAGGGCCCUAUUUUUCCAUCUUUUUGGGUCCAGUCAGACCAACAUUGAGUCAUUCGUCAUUAGAUUACCAUUAGUUACUUAUGACUGUAGAAACACACACAUCUUUGUAGGGAUCCUUUUCAUUAACACUUAACACCGUGUUGAAUGACACUAUGAGCCUGUCAGUGGUGAACACAAGUGUUUUACUUUGACGUGGAUGCUUGCCCCACAGGAUUAAAUUGUAUAGCCGUUUUGAUCCUAGUAAAUUUGGACCCAAAAAGAUGGGAAAAUAGGGCCCAGGUUAAAUAUUCUCCUAUAAGAUCUCCUUUAAGUCACAAGAGCUUUCCUAUACCAUGGUGAUCAUGUGACAUCGGUCACAGACUUACUAGACUAACACAUUACCACUUCAUUAUAAAACUCCCGUCAUCAAGAGUUUACAUUUUUCCAAUCAUCUUCACUGCAGUGGUAUUUUAAAGACUUUAUUAAGAUUAUUAAUUAUUAAGAUUAUUAAUACCUUAAAAGUAUACAUUCCAAUAUAAAAGAAAUACACCAUUUUCACUUUUCAACACAUUUUUUAUGUAUGUUUCCUUUCCAACAGAUUGUAGCUGUUACAGCUCUUACUUGUUACACCUGUUUUAAAGUGCACUAAUGUAAGGGUGUGUUUGAUAUAGUGAUAAAUAAAUAAAAGCACAAGAGAUUCUA
This is a messenger RNA of Clupea harengus (Atlantic herring), 1936 nucleotides long. Its product is annotated as nicotinate-nucleotide pyrophosphorylase [carboxylating]. Gene Ontology annotation, biological process: NAD+ biosynthetic process; quinolinate catabolic process. Gene Ontology annotation, cellular component: cytoplasm. Lineage: Eukaryota; Metazoa; Chordata; Actinopteri; Clupeiformes; Clupeidae. Gene Ontology annotation, molecular function: nicotinate-nucleotide diphosphorylase (carboxylating) activity. The record is from RefSeq and is a predicted model, not a curated record.